Pieris napi is the source of this 1299-nucleotide messenger RNA. RefSeq names its product chymotrypsin-1-like. The record is from RefSeq and is a predicted model, not a curated record. Gene Ontology annotation, biological process: proteolysis. The coding region runs from base 416 to 1276 and encodes 286 amino acids. Lineage: Eukaryota; Metazoa; Arthropoda; Insecta; Lepidoptera; Pieridae. The transcript has 5 exons. Gene Ontology annotation, molecular function: serine-type endopeptidase activity.
CUUAAUUAAAGUGUUUCGUAUCUUAUUUAAAAUUGUAAACGAUUUCAAGAUAAAACUUAAAAUUAGGUUGUCUUGCCUUUGAAUCUAAAGGUUGUAAGACUUUAAUGCGAGUAGGUAACACUAUUAUAGUGUAGGUACUAUCGUUGCAUUAUUUUUAAACAAGCAUAUUACAAUUAAUAUGUAAGUGAAAGUAAUUAGAUUCAGCAUAUAGGGUUCAUCAAACUUAUCUAGAUGAGACAACAAUAAGUAACAACAAAGUCAAGGGUAAAGAUUCAUUAACACAGCCCUAUCUCCUAGCUGAUAUCCAUCUAAGAAAUAUUUUUAAUAUAAAUAUGGGAACUCUUACCAUUCCUAUAUCAAUUAAAUCGAACUUGUUGAAAUAAGUGCACAUCUAAACAAUACGUCUACAUUCGCAAUGUAUUUUAAAAUCGCAAUCGUAACGUUUUGCCUAAUUUUAAAAAUAGAAGGAGGUUCUACGGUCCAGCCAUACAAUGUAAAGGAUUUAUUGUCUUCUCGUAUAGUCGGGGGUAUAGAAGCCUCUCCUAGCUACGUCACGCACAUGGUUGCCCUGGUGUUUGGAGAAAGAUUUAAAUGGUUGACUUGUGGUGGAUCUAUUAUUACGCAAAGACACAUUCUGACUGCCGCCCAUUGUAUUGACCCUUAUAUAGAUCGUUGGAGCCCAACUGGACUUAAUCCAUCAUUACGAGGGUCGAUUGGUUCAAAGUACUGGGUCUCUACUAAGUACAUGAUCGAAUUUCAAGGAUUCGUCAACCAUCCAAAUUGGAAUUCAUUUACGAUUAAAAAUGAUAUUGGCAUACUGAUAACAAAGAGACAUAUACAGUACAAUGACGCCAUCCAACCCAUUGCGUUGAAUCUAAAGUUUAUAGACCGUCCAGUGACAACUUUUGUCACCGGUUGGGGUGAUUUGGAGGUGUUUGGACAGACACCUGAUCGUCUACAGAUGUUAAUUACCAGCACUAUAACAUCUAAGCAGUGUGUAGCAGCCGUGAGGAACUACACCAGCGGCACAGGAGUAGCUGCACCUCCUUAUGAUCCCAAAACGGAGAUUUGCACCUUACUUUCUAAGGGUCAUGGGAUGUGUCAUGGAGAUUCCGGCAGUGCUUUGAUGACCUACUAUGGACUUCGGAAGCAAAUUGGUAUUGUGUCGUGGGGCUUCCCGUGCGCACGCGGCGCUCCUGACUUUUUUACAAGAGUUAGCGCAUUUGUUAACUUUAUUUACGAUGUUGUGAGGCCAUUUUCAUUGGAAAUUCAUUAAGACACUGCAUCGACUUCAGAUAA